AUGAUGGGCUCCGUGCUCCCGGCUGAGGCCCUGGUGCUCAAGACCGGGCUGAAGGCGCCGGGGCUGGCGCUGGCCGAGGUCAUCACCUCCGACAUCCUGCACAGCUUCCUCUACGGCCGCUGGCGCAACGUGCUGGGCGAGCAGCUCUUCGAGGACAAGAGCCACCACGCCAGCCCCAAGACAGCCUUCACCGCCGAGGUCCUGGCGCAGUCCUUCUCCGGCGAGGUGCAGAAACUGUCCAGCCUGGUGCUGCCUGCGGAGGUGAUCAUCGCGCAGAGCUCCAUUCCGGGCGAGGGCCUCGGCAUCUUCUCCAAGACGUGGAUCAAGGCGGGCACCGAGAUGGGUCCCUUCACUGGCCGCGUCAUCGCCCCGGAGCACGUGGACAUCUGCAAGAACAACAACCUCAUGUGGGAGGUGUUCAACGAGGACGGCACAGUGCGCUACUUCAUCGAUGCCAGCCAGGAGGACCACCGAAGCUGGAUGACCUACAUCAAGUGCGCACGCAAUGAGCAGGAGCAGAACCUGGAGGUCGUCCAGAUCGGCACCAGCAUCUUCUACAAGGCCAUCGAAAUGAUCCCUCCUGACCAGGAGCUGCUGGUGUGGUAUGGAAACUCACACAACACCUUCCUGGGGAUCCCUGGUGUGCCCGGGCUAGAGGAGGAGCAGAAAAAGAACAAGCAUGAGGACUUCCAUCCGGCGGACUCGGCGGCGGGCACCGCGGGCCGCAUGCGCUGCGUCAUCUGCCACCGCGGCUUCAACUCGCGCAGCAACCUGCGCUCGCACAUGCGCAUCCACACGCUGGACAAGCCCUUCGUGUGCCGCUUCUGCAACCGCCGCUUCAGCCAGUCGUCCACGCUGCGCAACCACGUGCGCCUGCACACGGGCGAGCGCCCCUAUAAGUGCCAGGUGUGCCAGAGCGCCUACUCGCAGCUGGCCGGCCUGCGCGCCCACCAGAAGAGCGCGCGCCACCGGCCGCCCAGCGCCGCGCUGCAGGCGCACUCGCCUGCGCUGCCCGCGCCGCACGCGCACGCGCCCGCGCUCGCCGCCGCCGCCGCCGCCGCCGCCGCCGCGCACCACCUGCCGGCCAUGGUGCUGUGA
Molecule: messenger RNA, 1098 nt
Organism: Zalophus californianus (California sea lion)
Lineage: Eukaryota; Metazoa; Chordata; Mammalia; Carnivora; Otariidae
Gene: PRDM12
Product: PR/SET domain 12
Exons: 5
Coding region: 1-1098 (365 amino acids)
Biological process (GO): neurogenesis
Cellular component (GO): nucleus
Molecular function (GO): histone methyltransferase binding
Source: RefSeq, a predicted model, not a curated record